Arachis ipaensis is the source of this 1358-nucleotide messenger RNA. It is a transcript of the gene SDG20, whose product is annotated as SET domain protein 20. Gene Ontology annotation, molecular function: protein binding. NCBI's taxonomy places the organism in Eukaryota, Viridiplantae, Streptophyta, Magnoliopsida, Fabales, Fabaceae. The record is from RefSeq and is a predicted model, not a curated record.
UCCCCCGAAAUAAUACUAUUUUUUUUUUCCCUUCGAAAAAUAAAUAGUUUUCAUCUUUUAAUUUAAAUUAGUUUUAUCCUCGUCUUGAGCAUUUCAUGUUAAUGGCAGAAGAGACAGUUCCCAGAAAAGCCAGCUGCUCCAACGACCCACUUAUCCAAUGCGCCGACCUCAUCCUUCCAUGGCUAACCCCACCGGAACUCGCCACCGUCUCCAUAACCUCUACAUCCCUCCACAAGGCCUCCGCCUCCAUCACCACCCGCCGAUCCUCCGACGCUUCUAGAACCUUCGAGAACCUUCCAGUCCCUUUCCGCAACACCGUCGACCACUACCCCUACGCCUACUUCCUCUACACCCCUUCCCUCAUCCUUCCCUCCGCCGCAUCCCGCCUCCUCCGCCAACCCUGGGGAUCCGCUGCUCCUCUCGCCUCCGCGCCGAGUCGGAUCCCCGCGGAAUCGGUGAGUUUGGUCGACGAGUUAGGUCAGAGUGUGUUGUCUGGUUGCGACUGCGAGGCUUGUGGCGGUGUGGGUUCCGACUGUCCUUGUUUGGGCUUGGGUGGGCUGGAUGACGUGGGCAGUGAGUGCGGGCCGGGAUGUGGGUGCGGACCAGAGUGCGGAAACCGGUUGACUCAGAAUGGGAUUGCUGUUCGGGUGAAGAUUGUGAGGGAUGCAAGGAAAGGGUGGUGUUUGCAUUCUGACCAGUGGAUUCGGAAAGAGGAGUUCUUGUUUGAGUAUGCAGUGUAUCCAAUACAUCAUACGAAUGUAAAACUGAUUCAUGGUUUCCUGCUUGGAAAAGGCGAACUCUUGACAACCAAGGAAGCGCGGAGGAGACAUCAAUGUUAUGAUGAAAAAUCAUCACAUGGUAGAUUCUCUUCUGCACUUUUGGUUGUAAGGGAACAUCUUCCAUCUGGAAACGUAUGCUUGAGAUUGAAUAUUGAUGCCACAAGAAUAGGAAAUGUUGCCCGGUUUGUUAAUCAUUCUUGUGAUGGUGGUAACUUGAGCACAAAGCUAAUUAGAAGUUCAGGAGCUUUGUUCCCCCGCCUCUGCUUCUUUGCUUCGAAAGAUAUCCAGACAGAUGAAGAGCUUACAUUUAGCUAUGGAGAAAUCAGGAAAAAGGCCAAUGGUCUGCCAUGCUUUUGCAGUAGCCCUUCAUGCUUUGGAACUUUGCCUUCGGAAGACACUUGAGACACGUUUUUGUUUAAGGAUAUGGAUUAGUUGUGAAAGGAAUACCGAUGUUUUUGUUGGCAUGAGCUUUUACAAAAUGAGUUAAUGUGGAUAAACUCUUCCUUUAGGUCAACCUCAUUUGACUUGAAUAAAUCUUAAAUAUACCUAGUUUUAAAUGUACAUUUUUAGUCAUUUUUU